CGUCACCAAGGGACAUCCCGGUGUCACCACGGGAUGUCUCGAUGCCACCACAGGACGUCCCCAUGUCACCGCAGGAUGUCCCAGUGCCAGCUCAGAACGUGUCAGUGUCAGAGCCGAUGAUGCCGGAGAUGAGCAGCUUUGGGCUGCAGAUGCCGGAUCUCCAGGUCUCGAGAGCCAGGGCAUCCCACGAUGCCAGCCGGGUGCUGUCCGGCUUGGACCAACCGCAGACCUCCACCCCGGGAGGUGUCCAGCGGCAGACGUGGGAGCAGCUGGUGGGGGAGGUGGCAUUCCAGCUCGACCGCCGCAUCCUGUCACGCGUCUUCCCGGACCACCCCCGGGUCUACGGCUUCACCGUCUCCAACAUCCCCGAGAAGAUCAUGGCGAUCAGCCUGGGCGCGGUGCCCGAGGCCGUCGCCGAGCAGUGGGCUUCCGCAGCUGUCCAGCGCUAUUUGGGCCUCAUGAGGCAGCUGCGGCCGCUGGGCUACAGCCCCAGCGUGCACCCGGCCUUCACCGAGUCGCUGAUCAACACCUACGGUAUCCGGGCAGACAGGCCUGUCCACAACCCCGGCAUCAACGUCCUGCACCAAGUCAUCACCGAGAUAGUGCCUGGCGAGGCGCGGGAAAAGGCCUUGCAGCUGCUGCACUGCUUGCACACGCUUGCACAGGAUGAUGGGCGACCACUCUUCUGUUGAGAGGCUGGGUGGGCACCAGUGCCAGCCUCACUGGGACCGGAGCCUGGC
This is a messenger RNA of Dryobates pubescens (Downy woodpecker), 740 nucleotides long. It is a transcript of the gene SPATC1, whose product is annotated as spermatogenesis and centriole associated 1. The record is from RefSeq and is a predicted model, not a curated record. The transcript has 3 exons. Lineage: Eukaryota; Metazoa; Chordata; Aves; Piciformes; Picidae. Bases 42 to 692 code for a protein of 216 amino acids.